Oncorhynchus masou masou (cherry salmon) is the source of this 3808-nucleotide messenger RNA. RefSeq names its product gastrula zinc finger protein XlCGF57.1-like. The record is from RefSeq and is a predicted model, not a curated record. The transcript has 4 exons. Bases 108 to 1598 code for a protein of 496 amino acids. NCBI's taxonomy places the organism in Eukaryota, Metazoa, Chordata, Actinopteri, Salmoniformes, Salmonidae.
AGGAAAUUCCGCGCAGGCGCGCAUCAUUCUUCAGAAUAAAGGAUACGUCAGAAUUUUGCAGUCGAGACGACAACUUUUGUGUCCGUUUCAAAUGUAUUACUACUGGUAUGAGGCCGGUAACAUCAACAGUGAGGACAAGCCCAGCCCUCCUCUCUCCUUCUGCACUGAGUCCAAACCUACAGUCACUGGGUCCUGAUUGUGACAGUGGAGCCCAGUUUGCACUGCAGGAACCAGAGAUGGCAUCAGUGAAGCUGGAAGACUGCAGUCAAUCACUGGAGCUGAAUGUCAACAUUAAAGAUGAAGAAGAGGAGGAGAAGAUUGGGACAUCUGUUACUCAUGGACGACUAGAAUUAAGUCUGAGACCGGUAACAUCAACAGUGACAACAAACCAAGCCUGCCUCUCUCCUUCCACACUGAGUCCAAACCUACAGUUACUGGGUCCUGAUUGUGACAGUGGAGCCCAGUUUGCACUGCAGGAUCCAGAGAUGGCAUCAGUGAAGCUGGAAGACUGCAGUCAAACACUGGAGCUGAAUGUCAUCAUUAAAGAUGAAGAAGAGGAGGAGAAGAUUGGGAAAUCUGUUUCUCAAGGAAACCAUGGAGAGACAUUCUCUACAUUCAGAGAGCAACAGCAGGAAGAUCACAGAGCAAAGAGGUCUCACCUCUGCCCACAUUGUGGGGAGAUUUUCUCAUUUCUAUCAAAGCUGAAAAUACACCUAAAAAUACACUUAGGAGAGAAUCUGUAUUCCUGUACUGACUGUGGCAAGGAUUUCACAACAUUAAAGGUUCUGAUAUUUCAUCAGAGAGUGCAUGAACGGAUACAUACAGGAUUGAAGCCUUACUUCUGCUCUGACUGUGGAAAGAGUUUCUCACGACUGGACACCUUAAAAAGACAUGAACAUAUACAUACAGGAGAGAAGCCUUACUCCUGCUCCGACUGUGGGGCAAGUUUCUCUCGACUGGGCCACCUAAAAACACAUGAAGGUAUACAUACAGGAGAGAAGCCUUACUCCUGCUCUGACUGUGGAAAGAGUUUCUCUCGACUGGGCCAUCUAAAAACACAUGAACGUAUACAUACAGGAGAGAAGCCUUACUCCUGCUCUGACUGUGGGAAGAGUUUCUCUCUACUGAGCAACUUAAAAGCACAUGAACGUAUGCAUACAGGAGUGAAGCCCUACUCCUGCUCUGACUGUGGAAAGAGUUUCUCUCGACUGGGCCACCUAAAAACACAUGAACGUAUACAUACAGGAGAGAAGCCUUACUUCUGCUCUGACUGUUUAAAAUGCUUCACAACAUCAAAUGACCUGAAAGUUCAUCAGAGAACACACACAGGAGAGAAACCUUACUCCUGCUCUGAUUGUGUAAAAUGCUUCACAACAUACUCUGGUCUUGAAAGUCAUCAGAGAACACACACAGGAGAAAAGCCUUAUGCCUGCUCUAAUUGUGUAAAAUGCUUCACAUCAUCAACUAACCUAAAAAUUCAUCAGAGAACACACACAGGAGAGAAGCCUUACUCCUGCUCUGACUGUGGAAAGAGUUUCUCCCGACUGGGCAACUUAAAAAGACAUGAACUUAUACAUACAGAAGAGAAGCCUUACUAAUGCUCUGACAGUUGAAAGAGUUUCUCCCAACAGGGCAACUUAAAAAUACACAAACAUAUACAUAAACUUUACAUUAACUGUGGGAAGUGCUACACAACGUCAACUGAGCAAAAAGUUCACCCAAUAGGACACACAGGAGAGAAGCCUUGCUUCUGCUCUGACUGUGGGAAGAGUUUCUCCCAACGGGGCAACUUAAAAAUACACCAAUGUAUACAUAAAUUAGAGAAGCCUUACUCCUGCUCUGACUGUGGGAAGAGUGUCUCCAGAUUGGCCACCUUAAAAACACAUCAAUGUAUCCAUAAAGGUGAGAAGCAUCAUCAGUUGUCUCAGACCAGCCAAGAUUAGUCACUACAUCACCUCAUUCUCAUCUCAUAAAGGAAGUGGUAACAGUGAAUUUGAUAACAUUAACACUCUAUUGUAAUCAUAUUUUUUUUCUCACUGUGUUAACUGUGCAGAGGAAAGGGAGCAUUAUAGAAUGUCAUUGUAAAUGAUCUUUCUCCAUCUUUUUUACUACAAAACAUAGAAAUGCAUCAACUUGUACUUUAGCAUUUUAGCUAAUAAGCAACUGCAACAACAUUGCAUGACCAAAAGUAUGUGGACUCCUGCUCGUUGAACAUCUCAUUCCAAAAUCAUGGACUUGGUGCCCCUUUUGCUGAAAUAACAGCCUCACUCUUCUGGGAAGGCUUUCCACUAGAUGUUGGAACAUUGCUGUGGGGAAUUUCUUUCAUUCAGUCACAAGUGAUGUUGGGCGAUUAGGCCUGGCUCGAAGUCGGCAUUCCAAUUCAUCCCAAAGUUGUUAAAUGGGGUUCAGGUCAGGGCUCUGUGUAGGCCAGUCAAGUUCUUCCACACCGAUCUCGAUAAACCAUUUCUGUAUGGACCUCGCUUUGUAUAGGAGCCUUGUCAUGCUAAAACAGGAAAGGGUCUUUAUCAAACUGUUGCCACAAAGUUGGCAGCACAAAAUCAUCUUGAAUGUCAUUGUAUGCAGUGGCGUUAUGAUUUCCCUUCACUGGAACUAAGGGGCCUAGCCCGAAUCAUGAAAAACAGCCUCAGACCAUUAUUCCUCCUCCACCAAACUUUACAGUUGGCACUAUGCAUUGGGACAGGUAGCAUUCUUCUGGCAUCCGCCAAACCCAGAUUUGUCCAUCAGACUUCCAGAUGAUAAGGCGGGAUUCAUAACUCCAGAGAACGUGUUUCCACUGCUUCAGAGUCCAAUGGCGGUGAGCUUUACACCACUCCAGCUGACGCUUGGCAUUGCACAUCUGGGUGAUUUUAGUCUUGUGUGCAGCUGCUCGGCCAUAGAAACCCAUUUUUUUGUGAAGCUCCUGACUAACAGUUCUUGUGUUGACGUUGCUUCCAGAGGCAGUUUGGAACUCGUUAGUGAGUGUUGCAACCGAGGACAGACAAUUCUUACGCUUCAGCACUUGGCGGUCCCGUUCUGUAAGCUUGUGUGACCUACCACUUCGCUCCUAGACGUUUCCACGUCACAAUAGCAACACUUAUAGUUGACCGGGGCAGGUCUAGCAGGGCAGAUAUUUGACGAACUGACUUGUUGGAAAGGUGGCAUCCCAUGACGAUGGGAUGCCACCUGUCAAUAACGGGUGUGGCUGAAAUAGCCGACUCUACUAAUUUAAAGGGGUGUCUUUAUACUUUUCUGUUUAUAUAGUGUACCAAGCAUGUUAGGUUAGCAUGCAACUACUUAGCAUUUUCAUUAACGUUAGCAACAACAAAUUGGAAUAAGUAAAAUAUACGUAUUGCAUAUUCGUAACAUAUUGUACGAAUUGUAAUUCGUAGCAUACUAUACGCCAUACAAAUCUUAUUAUAUUGUACUACUCAUUUUACAUUUGUAGGCCACUGUAAUGUAACAAAGCAUACUGUAUCAUACUAAAGUGUGCGGUAUGGAUUUUUGUUACAUAUAGUACGUUUUGCUCUGACACCAAGUUGUCCCUCUGCAGUUCUCUGUGGGAAUGAGCUGGUAGACACGUGUAUCAGAUAGAGAUGGUGUGAUGAUUCGUUUUCACCAUUAGUUUGGGUGGAUUAUUUUUAACUACAUAACAACUUUUUUUAAUGAUAUGCAGGCUCUGAAAUGACUACAAGUGUUUAUUAAAAUGCCUUAGAAAACUCGAUUGAUUACUUUAGUCAUAGGUUAAUGUAUUUGGAUAACUGCAAUGAACUUAUUGAUCUGCCUACGAAAAAUAAACAUUCUACAUGAA